Punica granatum (pomegranate) is the source of this 5053-nucleotide messenger RNA. NCBI's taxonomy places the organism in Eukaryota, Viridiplantae, Streptophyta, Magnoliopsida, Myrtales, Lythraceae. The record is from RefSeq and is a predicted model, not a curated record.
UAAUAUUUUCUCAUCCUAUGCGGGGGGAGCGCGUGUCCGGGUGACAUGGAAUCUACGUAACGUAACAAUUGCCAAAGCAAGCAGAGGAGGAAACUGAACAGACAAAGUAAAAGCAAUGAACUUUAAUGUGAACAGCCGAUCAAUGUGCAUUGCCGCGGAAGACUGGAAGACGACCUGACGGCUCGUAGGAAAAAGCUCAAUUUUCAACUGAAAGACCCCAUAAUCCAUCUCCUCUGCUCCUCUCUUCCUUUGCUCUGUUUCUCUCUGCUCUGAGUUUUGGAGAUAGCAAGGGACUGAUGUUUGAUCUGAUCCGAUAAUUGAAGAGAACAAUGGGGGACGUCGGUGAAGGGUCGAAAGGAAGAAGGGCAGCCGCAGACACGACGCUGACCGACAUAGUCUUCUCUUGGUCCAUUGACGACAUCUUCAACGGCAAUCUCUACAAGUACCAGGUGGGUAAGAUCCCUGAAAGAUUUCCUUCAGUCAAGCACUAUCUCCGGUCUUUUGUGUAUCCUCUGCUGGAAGAAACACGAGCAGAGCUAUGCUCAAGCAUGGAGACAAUCUCCACGUUACCUUAUGCAGAAGUCAGAGAACUGGCGGAGUGCAAGUCUGACGGAAAGAAUUUGUAUAAAGUUAAGGUCGAUUUCUGGAGAAAUCUAUCGAGCAAUAGAAGAAAGGAACCUUGCAUAAUUUCAAAAAGAGCCCUUUUACUUCUAACUGAAUCAAAACCAGAAUCAGUUUCCGACCUGAAGAGGAUGGGAAGGACGUAUGCAUUUGCAUAUGUUACUAAGACCUCCUAUGACAAAAGGGAAGUUGAAGUAGCCACCGGGAAGAAUGUGGGAGAUAUAGAUCUGAAACAUGGGCGAUUAUUUGCCAUCGGCAUUCAGAGCUUGACCACAAUUGCAAGGCUAUGGACUGCUUUGCACACGAGUGGUAACCUGAAUGUCAUCAAGGAAGUUUUGUGCACUAAUUCUCCGGGUGAGGAGGAAUGCAGUGUCUGUUCUGUGCAGAAUGACGAAUUUCGCGAUGCCAAUGUCACACGAAAUUUAGUGAACGAUCUGAACAGGUCCCAAGUGGAUGCUAUCAUUACAUGUCUUCGUAGGACUUCUUGUCAGCAUAAGCCUGUGGUAAAACUCAUUUGGGGACCGCCAGGGACCGGGAAAACGAAAACUGCUGCAAUGUUGCUCUUAAACCUCCUAGAAAUGAAGUGCAGGACUGUGGUUUGUGCCCCCACAAAUGUCGCUGUCAUUGAAGUUGCCUCUCGGUUGGUACACCUCAUGAAAGGAUCAGCUUCCUUGGGAGACGUUCUCCUCUUCGGGAACAACGAACGGCUCAAGGUAUGGGACUCGGAUGUUAGAGCGAUAUUCAUAGACUAUCGAGUUGAUGCUAUUGCAGAAUGCCGUGCUCUGCUAUCAGGGUGGAAGCAUUACAUAUCUUCUGCAAUAACCUUUUUUGAAGAUCCUGUCCCUCAGUACCGCCUCUCUCUGGAAAACGUAACCAGAAAGAAAAAAUCAUUUCUUCAGUAUAUGAGGAAGACAUUUUCAUCUACCAUGGAGCCCCUAGAGAGAUGCCUCUCCACCUUGUCCACUCAUAUAUGCGCGAAUUACGUUCCAAAUCAUAGUGUCCGAAGUAUCACAGAGCUUUUUGGCCACCUCAAAUUGUUUCGUGCUGCAUUAUGGGGAAAGAAUUUGAAUUUUCUCCCGCAAAGACUGGAGGAGAUAUUUUCAAGCCAAUCUGGGGACAGGUUUUCAUCCCAAGCUCUAACAUGCCCCAUGUUGACUUUAUACUCUAAGAGAUGCGAAUGCCUCGCAGCCUUAAAAUCAGUUCGAGAUUCUCUUGAUGAGCUGAAUCUUCCUUAUUUUUCAAGUAAACGCAUGAUAAAGAAAUUCUGCUUUCAAUCAGCUACAUUGAUCUUCUGCACUGCCUUUAAUACAUCUAAGCUGCACGAGCGCAAAGCCAACGUAGAGCCACCAAAGCUGUUGGUGAUCGAUGAAGCUGCUCAGUUAAAAGAAUGCGAUUCGGUGAUUCCACUGCAACUUCCUGGACUUAAACAUGCUAUUCUUAUUGGAGAUGAGCGCCAGUUACCGUCUGUCGUCAAUAGUGAUGUUUCAAAUGGAGCCCGUUUUGGUCGAAGUUUAUUCGAGAGAUUGAGUUCUCUUGGAAAAUUGAAGCAUCCACUCAAUGUGCAGUACAGAAUGCACCCAUCAAUAAGUUGCUUUCCAAAUCAGACAUUUUAUAGCAGCCAGAUUCACGACGGUCCAAAUGUAAAUCACGAGAGUUACACAAAGCAGUAUCUACCAGGGCAGAUGUUUGGUUCAUAUUCUUUCAUAAAUGUUUCUGAGGGAAGGGAAGAGUGCGAAAAUAAUGGAACAAGCCUGAGAAACCUUGUAGAAGCUGCUGUAGCUUUGCAGAUUUUGGGCAAUCUCUAUGAAGCAUGGAGCUUGUCAUCAAAGCAAAAGCUCAACGUUGGAAUAAUAUCACCAUACGCAGGUCAGGUUGGAGAGAUUAGUAAAAGGCUUGGAGAAAAAUAUGAAAACUCCGACGGCUUCACAGUGACGAUAAAUACAGUGGAUGGCUUCCAAGGCAAAGAGAAGGACAUCAUCAUUUUAUCCACUGUAAGGUCGAACAGCCGGGGUUCUAUCGGAUUCUUGGCCAACAUAAAUCGAACGAAUGUAGCUCUCACCCGAGCAAGGCAUGCCAUUUGGAUUUUGGGGAACGAGAGAACAAUGCGAGCGAGUUCGACAGUGUGGGAAGCUUUGGUUUAUGAUGCUAUGGAUCGUGGGCUUUUUUUUGAUGCAUAUGACGACGAAGGUUUAGCAAAGGCGAUGUUGGAAGCUGAGAGAGAAGAUCUCCAGGUUCCGAUUUCUUGGCAGACGCCAUUCGAGGUUCCCUUUCGCGGAGAUUCUUUGAGUGCAAAUAGCAAAGACACUUCCAAUUGUGAACUUUACAUGCAGCAUUCGAAGGUGGAGAAGAGCUUGCUAUCAAUGAAAUUCUGCUCACUGUCCUUACGAACUGAGCAAGACAGCAAAGAAGUGCAGCUUCCAUUUGAACUUUCUAAGGAACAGCGCGAGAUAAUCCAGUUCCCUCUAAGCACCUUCAUACAGGGAGGGUCAGGAACUGGGAAGACAACAGUUCUGAUAAUGAAGUUGCUUCAGAGGGAGCAGCUUCACCGAAUGUCUACGAGUGAUUACAGGGUCACUAGAAAUGUCAAUUGUGGGAAAAAGGAUUCCAAAGAGAUGCUUGAAAAGACGCCCACUCGUGUUUUACGCCAGCUAUUUGUUACUGCCAGUUUGAAAUUGUGUGUUGCUGUCAGACAACAGCUUUCACAGCUGAAAAGCUUUACCGGCAGAGGAAAUUUCCCGGGGGCAAGCUCUUCAAUUGAUGCCGACUUCAACGACAUUCCCAACUCUUUCGUUGGAAUUCCUCAGGAGUCAUAUCCCCUCGUCGUAACGUUUCACAAGUUUAUCAUGAUGCUUGAUGGAAGCAUUGGUGUCUCAUAUUUCAAGAGAUUCCCUCAGUUGAGAGACAUACGCCGGGAGAAAUUCGGAGCUGCAAGAUCACUUGCUUUACAGGCUUUCAUACGAGAGAAAGAGGUCAACUACGAGAAGUUUUGUGAAACUUAUUGGCCUCAUUUCAAUAAUAAGCUCACUGGAAAGCUUGAUUCUUUGACAGUCUUUACAGAGAUAAUAUAUCGCAUCAAAGCUGGUCUCCAUAUUAAAGAGUCUCCGAGUGGCAGGCUCAGUAGGACUGACUACGUCUCACUCUCAAAGGGUCGUGGCUCAUAUCUGACUCGGGACCAACUACAUAAAGUGUAUGAUGUUUUUCUUGAGUAUGAAAUGAAGAAGUUAGAGCAUGGAGAAUUCGACCUCUCAGAUGUCGUGAACGAUCUUCAGUCUCGCUUCCGAUGUGAAAAGAUGAAGGGGGAUGAGAUGGACUUUGUUUAUAUUGAUGAAGUGCAGGAUAUCACGAUGGGGCAGAUUGAACUGUUCAAGUACGUUUCUCAAAAUGUUGAGGAGGGCUUUGUCUUCUCUGGUGACACUGCCCAGACGAUCGGGAGUGGAAUUGAUUUUAGGUUUGAGGAUGUGCGUAGACUGUUCAACAAGGAAUUCUUGCAGGAAUCUGAAGAUGGAGGGAAGGUCUCCAAAAUUUUUCAGUUGUCCCAGAACUUCCGGACCCACACCGGCAUUCUCAAGCUCGCGCAUAGUGUUUUUGACCUUCUAUGCCAUUUCUUUCCCUUACUUGUUGAUGUGCUGAACCCAGAAACGAGUGCCAUUCAUGGUGAAGCCCCGAUUUUCCUCAAGCUAGGGAAGGACCGAAAAUCCAUACUUUCUGUUUUUGGUAAGAAAGGAAAUGCUGCAGGCCUGGGGACAGAGCAGGUCAUUCUAGUUCGGGACAAUUGUGCUCGAGAGGAAGUUUUCAAAUAUGUUGGAAAGCAAGCCCCCGUUUUGACUGUAAUGGAGUGCAAAGGAUUAGAGUUUCAGGAUGUGGUGCUCUACAACUUCUUUGGUUCGUCACCGAUGAAGAAUAAAUGGAGGGUCAUCUACAACUACAUGAAGAACCAGAACUUGUUGGAUAAUAGCUUUGUUGCUCGCUACCCGCAAUUCGACCCAGUAGGACACAACAUCUUAUUCUCCGAACUGAAGCAACUGUAUGUUGCUAUCACCCGGACGAGGCAGAGGCUGUGGAUCUGUGAGAAAUCUGAGGAUCUUUUGAAGCCAAUGGUUGAGUACUGGAGGAAUCUUAACCUCAUUAAAGAGAGACAGGAAACUUGGACAGUUAAAAUCAAUUAAGCGAUGGAAGCCGCGAGCAAUUCCAAGUAGUGGAAGUAACAGUGCUUGAAUGUGCUCUCUACUGAUCAAACUCCCCUUCCGUUUUUCAACAUUGUUCUCGUGAUUAUUCAAUGGAAACUUGGGACUCAACUUGAGUUCUCUUCUCUUUGUUACGAAAAGAGCAGGCAAGGGCCGGUUUUUGCCCUGAACCAAAAUCAAACUUGGGAUUCAAGUAUUGAAUUGUAAAAAGAGAAUGUUGCACCAACUUUUGCCAUUUCAUUCCUUUA